Pogonomyrmex barbatus (red harvester ant) is the source of this 8147-nucleotide messenger RNA. RefSeq names its product Protein tyrosine phosphatase 10D (gene Ptp10D). Gene Ontology annotation, biological process: protein dephosphorylation. The record is from RefSeq and is a predicted model, not a curated record. Gene Ontology annotation, molecular function: protein tyrosine phosphatase activity; protein binding. Lineage: Eukaryota; Metazoa; Arthropoda; Insecta; Hymenoptera; Formicidae.
UGUUUAAGAAUUUUUUUGAAGAGGCAUUGCUUGUGUGCAUUGCACCUGUUCUAUCGUUUUUAUCAUACUAUAUGUUACAUUUGCAUAGUUUAUUAAAUACUACUUUUAGCAAUAGUGUCAGGGAAUAUCAGAAAAAGACGAAUGUUGGCCAGUAAAUUACUUCAUGGCUGUAGAAAAUAAAAUUAGGUAGAUCUACUACGAAUUAUUCAUUCAGGAUUGUACACAUACUAAACUACACAGAAAAAAAAAGUACAAAUCUAUAAAUAACCGAGCUCUAUCUAUUAUUUCGCUUGUACUGCCAUCUUCUAGUUACGCUACUGGCCUCCCUCGCACACAACUGAAUCAUUCUUGUCUGUAUAUCACAUACACCAGGAACAUUUAUACAAUGUAUGCAACAGGAGCAAGCGAGAGGGAACGAUAAUCAGAAGGGAAAAGCAGAGCGACAGUUGGUGGGAGUUGAAGCAGCGGAUGCAGUGAUGGCGGCUGCGUUGGAUAACCAGCCGGAGCAGGCCAGGUCGGAAGAGCGAGGGAGGCAGACAAAGUGGAUAGGAGAGAGAGCCAGAAUCGGAAUGGAAAGACAGCCAGGUUGCUCGACGGGGUGGCGGGGGUGAGGGGGCAAAGCCGAAGAACGGCUUAGCCUGGCGCUGCCUCGGUCGUAGCCACGAGUGGAGUGUUGAGAGAGCAACCGAGGUCCCGUUGGCCCUGGUGGUCGGCCCGCACCGGGUGAGGCGUCAUGAAAGCGCGCCAGUCGACCGUGCGCACCUACAGCCGUACGAGAGCACGCUGAGCGCUUCGUUUAUUGCCCAUUUCUCGGUCCUUUCUUGCCGUCGCGCCUCCAUCCGUUUUCGGAGCACGACACAUUGACACGCGGCGACCGGCGCGUUGGCGGAUCACCUAGGACUAGUUUCCCCGAUCCUCGGUCAUUCAUUGGGAUCGCAGGAUGACAGAAGCAGCAGACGGACGUCCGGCUGGAUCGGCGAUCCCGUCGAUGAACGAGAUUGCGCGUUUAAGGGAUGUUUUCCUUCUCGCUGAGGAAUCGUGAGAUCGGAGAGAUUGAAGGAGUGCGGUCAGUGGCCUGGAUUUUUGAUUGACAUCUUGGGGUGGUGAUCCUAGAGAGGGAAGGACUCUCUAUUAUAUUUAAUUAGAAAAGCAGUGUUAUUUUACGGUGUUUACUUUGAAAUCCGACUUUGUUCUUUUUAUGACGACGUGUGUGUAGCUCCUUUCCCGAUGGCUUAAUGAGGGUCUAGGGAGCGGCAAAGACAAUGGCUUCGGAGUAAUGCUCAGGUGUGUGCUCCUUUGUUAACCAAGACAGAGCGUUUGUAUUCUUAACUAUUCGGUAUAUCUUGCUUCUCAUGAUUUUCAUCCCUAUGGACGGAAAUUCAGGGAUAGCUUCGUGUCAUUAAUGUGACGUUUUACGCGGUGAAUCUUCUCACGCAUGAUAUCUUGCAUAUGAAUUGCGAUAGAUUAACGCAAGGAAGUCUUUACGGAGUAAAGUAAGUGGACGUAUGAAAUCGCAGGACGAUUUAAUCUACUCAUAAUCCGGCCGUAACUUAUAUUUCAUAUAAAGUUUCCGUAUCGUAUUCCGUCGUGCAGCUGAAAUCGUAUGCUUUAUUAGCGACAUCAAAGAAAGCGGAGGCGAAAUAAAAGAAAUCUAUUGGCUGAAUACAUGUACAAGCAUAGCAUAAAAAAAUCGGAAUUAUUGACAUUUUUUUAAAAUUUUAUACAAUUAUAGAAUUUCAACAUUGUAUAAGCAUCGUCGGAUGACAAUUAAAUAUCAUCGUAACAAAGCCAGAACGAAAUACAUUGUAAGUGGUAAAUGCAACAAAAAAUCGAUCGGACCAACCCUUCGCUGUACAAAAUCACGCGUUUCCGAUCACCGAGCAAUCUCUCGGCUAUUUUCAAUGUUUUGUGAAGCUUGCUUCGUUACCUCAUUGUUGUCACGUUGACCGCGCCGAAGGGUGCCACCCCUAGUUCGUUAUUCCGUUCCACACUUUGGAGCACUCAAAUCGCGGAGUAACGAAGGGAGGAAACUAAUCCAGUCCAAGAGUGAUACGCAUUUUAUCCGAUGAAUAGACAGAUGCGAUGAGAGAAACGUAUUUAAAAAAGAGAAAGAGGAAAGAAUGUUCUAUAAAAUAAUAAGAAUAUGCUUUCUUUGCGAAAUAAUUUUAUAAUUAUUUCAGUUCAGUUGCUACGUUAAUGUAUUAUGUGAUUUCUUUACGUCACAUAUUUCAAGAAUAACGUCAAAGAAAAUAAAGGUGCCUGAUGAGCGAAAGAACCGGUAUUCUAUUUAAGAACAAUAUGAAGAAAGGGAGAACAAAAAGACAUGAUAUGCGCGAGAGAUAAAGUAGAGGCACGAUCAUCUAUUAUACUUACUUUGUAAAUAUAGCCAUUUAUGUAUGCACCAGUCAUUGAUAUACAUUUUCAACGUUAGAUAGAUAUCAAAAUGUAAAAAAAAAGUUGUAAUAAAAAUAUAAAUGAAACUAUAUUAAAUGUCUGUAUCGAUUAAGCCAUUUUUUAGUUUUUUAUGAAAGAAACAUUACAUAUGAUAGUCAAAAUUGCUGCAAAAAAGGCAUUCCAUGUCCAUGAGCGUAUUUAAAAGAAGAAUAAAACUGAAACUCUCUGCGAAACAAAGUUGAAGAAUUUCAGUCCGGCACGUGAGACUGUGCGACUUUAUAACGAGCACCAAGAUUCAGGAAAAGAAUACGUUCAAUUUUCAUUCUUAUUCUGGAAAAAUUUACAUAACUCUAAUGCAUCUGACACGGCGGAUGCGCCUGGCCUAAGUGAAGGGGGGAUGGGAGGAGAGUCCGAGAACAGCGACGUGCGAGGUCCGCAUGUUAAUCGAGUCAUCGUUUCCUGGUGUUUUGAAUUCACGAUAACGUAUAGCCUCAGUCAACUAGAAGACCCGGCGACACGCGGUUCGCCGACUGAUAUGGCAGCAGCCGACAUUCCAGCCACCGCGAUCCCUCGGCUCCUCCGCCAUCAUCGCCGUCACUAUCUCCGAUACCGGCGUAGCUGUCAAACAACCGAACAGGUGUUACCGCGAGGCGCCCGGAGUGGGACACGCGAUUUCUUGUGAUACUACACACACGGCGUACGGCGACUCGAAGAAAUAAGUCCCAGUGUCGUCGAUCGAUCGAUGUGACACGCACAUUCCUCGCGCAUUCCUCGUUACUUAACUGGACGCCGAAGGUGUCUUCGUGGGUGUCAUUCCGUGAGGUGUCUGUGAAUAUCUGGUGGGUGAGGGGGUGGACCAAGAGCGAUUGUUCUUAGGAAUAGAGUGUUCUGACGUUGGUGAAUUGCAUACUCAUCGAGAAUGACGGGCCGUAAAGUUUCCUGUCCGGUAUCCAAAUUCAGCAGUGUCUUUCUGUUGCUGUUGAUUCUUUUAGCCGAGGUUACGUACUCGGCCGAUCUCGCGAUCGAGAUACCAGGCAACCUGAGUCAGGGUGGUUCCUGGUACCGUUUGGAUUACAGCCCACCCGUCGGCUCUCCACCGCCAAACACCACCAUAGCUGCCACCGACAUCGGUGAUGUCAUAAAGUUCAGGGACGGCCUGCCUGGGACAAGAUACGAGUACUGGCUAUACUACAGCAACAGCACUCUUCACGAUUGGCUAACAUGGACCGCAUCGAUUACAACACCACCCGAUCCUCCAUCAAAUUUGACGGUAUCGGUGCGAAAUGGGAAGACCGCGAUCGUAUAUUGGUCGCCUCCGGCCCAGGGGAAUUAUUCCGGUUUCCGGUUGCGGACGCAGAGCUUCAGCGAUACCGGAAAUCCCAAGACCACUGUCAUCCCCGUCGAUUCGGUACCCUACACACUUCGUGAUCUCACGCCUGGUGCCACGUACUCGCUUCAACUUUUUACCGUGUUAGACGCCAAAGAGAGCGUUGCUUACACUAGCCGAAAUUUUACAACAAAACCGAACACUCCGGGAAAAUUCAUAGUCUGGUUCAGGAACGAAACGACGUUGCUGGUGCUAUGGCAACCACCUUAUCCAGCCGGAAUAUAUACACACUACAAAGUUAGCAUAGACCCACCUGACGCGAUAGAAUCUGUUCUCUAUGUAGAGAAGGAAGGCGAGCCACCUGGUCCUGCACAGGCAGCUUUCAAAGGACUCGUUCCAGGUAGAGCAUACAACAUUUCCGUACAGACCGUUUCCGAGGAUGAAACAUCCGCGCCCACCACAGCCCAGUACCGUACGGUACCGCUGCGUCCCCUCAACGUGACUUUCGACAAAUCUUCUGUGACAUCAACUUCCUUUCGUAUGUUUUGGAACCCUCCCAAUGGAACAUCCGAGUUUGACAAGUAUCAAAUAUCGCUUGGUAGUAAUCGGAGGCUUGCGCCGGUCACGCGCAACCGAGAUGACGAGAACAGAUGGGAGUUCAAGGACUUGGAGCCUGGCAAAACAUAUCAAGUAGUAGUGAAGACGGUCUCUGGCAAGGUCACCAGUUGGCCGGCCAGUGGAGACGUUACUCUAAGACCGCUACCUGUUCACGAUCUUAGGGCAGUAAUUGAUGAGAAGACUGGUAUGGUAGAGGUUUCCUGGAGUCCAGAGAAUUCCAGUACGCAGGACAGUUACAAGUUGCAAUAUCACGAAGUGGAAACAUCCAUUGGCGGCGAUAGUAACACUUUAACAACUGAUAAAACGAAGGUAACUCUGGAAGCUCUGCUGCCAGGAAGAAAUUAUUCCAUAAUAGUUCAAGCAAUUAGCAAUAAAGUCGAGUCGAACGAAACUAUUCUAUACCAAGCGACACGUCCUGCCAGUCCCGUAAUUGAGGAUCUGAAGCCCAUUGAGAAGGGUUUGAAUAUCUCUUGGAAGAGCGACGUCAAUUCGAAACAAGAGAAGUUUGAAGUGACUCACAACAGAAAUGAUACUGGAGAAAGUGCAACUACUCUAACUACAGAAUCGCACAUUGUUUUGGAAGAUCUUUAUCCUGGUGCAGCAUAUGAAGUCAAGGUCUUUGCCAUUAGUCAUGGACUUCGAAGCGAGCCGCAUGAUUAUUUACAAGCCGUUUUACCUCAUCCUCCGAAAAAUCUUAGUAUCGAAAAAGUCACGAGCAACACUAUUGUCGUGCACUGGGAAGCGCCAACAAAUUCAAUAUUCACUGAAUACUCCAUCAGAUAUCGCACUGAAGAUGAACCCAGAUGGGUUAAACUUCCCAGCGUGCGUGACACGGAAGCAGAAGUGGCAGAUAUGACACCCGGUGAAAGAUAUACCAUACAAGUGAACACUGUCAGUUAUGGCGUCGAAAGUUUGUAUCCACUGCAAGUGAAUCACACAGUCCGACCUAACCCAGUUUUAAAUAUUACCCCGAUUAUCGACUCUACCAAUGUAACUUUGGAAUGGCCGCGGCCUGAGGGUCGCAUCGAGACCUACGUUAUAAAAUGGUGGCCAGUAGAAAAUCCAGAGGAUUCCAGAACAAAAAAUGUCAGCGAGAGCAAUGAUGUACCCGAUAUCGAAGAGAAUUCUAUACAAACCGAGAGGAUUUUAGUGAGCGACCUAAUGCCUGGAGUGCAAUAUUUCUUCGUUGUCUACACAAUUUCCUAUGAUCUAGUUAGUGACAUCAGCAAUUUAACUACGAGAACGAGUGAUGGUAGGUUGAUUGGUAAUCAGACAAACAAAAACGAAACUUUGAAAUUUAGUGCCACUCUCCGACUCAGAGUCGUCGUAGUGGUCGAUCGGGACCAACCGGGGUCAUUAACGUUGAGAUACACGCCGACACCGAUUCAGUCCUCGAAGUUCGAUCUUUAUCGAUUCAGGAUUAGCGAUGAAACUAAUACCACGAAGGAACGUAUGGUGGAUGAUGUUGACACCAAGAUUACAUUUGUUGGAUUAACACCUGGGAAACUGUACAAUGUGACUGUUUGGACAGUAAGCGAUAAUGUAGAGAGCAGACCUCUCCUUCGGCAAGACCGACUCUAUCCUGAACCGAUCACUGCGAUCCAUGCGAUCGACGUAAAUGAUACGAGGAUCACUUUGACCUGGGACACCCCACACGGAGAAUACGAUACUUUUGAAGUACAGUACAUUAAUACGGAAGGAAACUACAUCCAAAAUAUAACCUCGGUCAAUGUGAUCACCAUCUUUGAUUUGAAACCGCAUAGAAAUUAUACGUUCACGUUGGUUGUACGUUCGGGUACAGAAUCAUCUUACCUGAGAGUCUCAAAUCCGCUCAGCGCCAGCUUUACCACCAGCGAAUCGUAUCCAGGAAAGGUGGAGAAGUUUCAUCCCAUCGACAUUCAACCAAGCGAUAUCAGUUUCGUGUGGUCUCUUCCUAGCCAGGAGCAAAAUGGCAUUAUUAGAAAAUUUAGCAUUACCUAUGGUUUAGAAGGUUCAACACAUACCCAGAUGCAAGACUUCAGGCCAAAUGAACUACGCGGUGUAAUCAAAUCCCUCAUACCGGGCAAAACUUACAUCUUCCGAAUUCAAGCGGAAACUAAAAUUGGCUUUGGCCCUGAGGCGGUCUGGAAGCAGAAGAUGCCAAUACUAGCACCGCCAAAACCGUCCACGCAAGUAGUACCGACCGAGGUCUGUAGAAGUAGCACAACUAUUCAAAUCAGAUUUAGGAAGAAUUACUUUAGCGAACAAAACGGUGCGGUAACGUCAUAUACCAUCAUCGUUGCCGAAGAUGAUAGUAAGAACGCUUCUGGACUGGAAAUGCCUAGUUGGAGAGAUGUUCAAGCCUAUAGCAUUUGGCCACCCUAUCAGGUAAUGGAGCCAUAUUAUCCUUUCAAAAACGGAUCAGUGGAGGAUUUCACAAUCGGCUCGGAGAAUUGUGACAACAAAAUUGGAUAUUGUAAUGGACCAUUAAAAUCAGGAUCUACUUAUCGGGUGAAAGUGCGCGCAUUUACAGCACCCGAUAAAUUUACGGACACCAGCUACAGUUUUCCCAUUCAAACAGGAUUGCUGCUGGCAGAUAAGGACAACACGGCCAUCAUAGUCGGUGUCACCGUCGCCAUAGCAUUGCUGCUAUUUCUACUGGGCAUCGGAUUGUUCAUGCGAAGGAGAAGAAGUCAGGGUCGCAAGACAACAGAAACCAGGGCAACCGAUAAUUUGUCAUUGCCGGACAGCGUUAUUGAGACUAGCCGGCCCAUCAAAGUCGAAGAUUUCGCUGAGCAUUAUCGUACCAUGUCGGCGGAUUCCGAUUUCCGGUUUUCGGAAGAGUUUGAAGAAUUAAAACAUGUCGGAAGAGAUCAACCGUGCACUGCAGCGGAUUUGCCUUGUAAUCGGCCAAAGAAUCGUUUUACAAAUAUUCUUCCAUACGAUCACAGUAGAUUCAAACUUCAACCUGUUGAUGAUGAAGAGGGCUCCGACUACAUUAAUGCCAAUUACGUACCGGGUCAUAAUUCACCACGAGAGUUUAUCGUGACUCAAGGACCGUUGCAUUCGACUCGCGAUGAUUUCUGGCGAAUGGUGUGGGAAAGUAACAGCAGGGCUAUCGUAAUGCUAACGAGAUGCAUCGAGAAGGGCAGAGAAAAAUGCGACCAUUACUGGCCGAUGGACACUUUGCCAGUUUAUUACGGAGAUAUCUGCGUCACAAUACUCAAUGAGACGCACUAUCCGGAUUGGAGUAUCACAGAAUUCAUGUUAUGCAGAGGUGAUGUAAAGAGAGUGAUACAACACUUCCAUUUCACUACCUGGCCGGAUUUCGGCGUUCCCAGUCCGCCGCAGACUUUGGCGAGGUUUGUCCGAGCGUUCAGGGAACGAGUCAGGCCCGAUCAGAGGCCUAUAGUGGUUCAUUGCAGCGCCGGUGUGGGUCGUAGCGGCACCUUCAUCACUUUAGAUAGAAUACUGCAGCAAAUUCUUGUUUCGAAAUACGUUGACAUCUUCGGAAUUGUCUGGGCGAUGAGGAAAGAGCGAGUCUGGAUGGUCCAGACGGAGCAGCAGUAUAUUUGUAUCCAUCAGUGUCUUUUGGCUGUUCUGGAGGGACAGGACACCACUGGACCACCACGAGAGAUUCAUGACAAUCAGGGAUUUGAAGGCAAAAAUCGAAGCUCGGUCGAAAGCACUAAGAGUCCUGCCGAGGCUGAGAAGGAGAGGUGACCUUCAAAUAGCGACUCCUGCAUCGAGGAUGACGAAGGAAUAGCCGAGUCAGGGAUGUGAUGGUUCGAUUACUGGUUAGGAAUAAUGUCGAUCGACGAUGACAAGA